AUGGAAGGUUCUAAAAUUCUGCUUAUUCGUAGAAAUUCGAAGAAUGAGAAAGUCAAAGAGGAUAACUUAGAGGAGAAGUUGAAUGAUGCAGAAUUCGCAGCAGAUUUUGAGAAAGAAUUGAUUGAAUUAGAUUAUGCGGGUCUUGAUAUUCCGCCUUUGGAGGACGAUUAUCCCAUCUUCGAACUAUUCGAGGCUGUAAAAGAUGAAUUUUCGAUUCAAUGGCACCCUUGGGAAUGGAUGCGCUCUACUUGAGCAUCGCUACCAGCGUAAACUUUGUAUAAAUUUCUGCAGAUUUUCCGAGCGAUUUGUUGUCUGAAUCAUGAGGGCGAUUGUAGAAAUUUGAGGUUUCCACGGAUUUCAGCACAGCUUUGUUAAAGCUGUAUGACUGAGAGGUAAUAUCAGAUUCGCGAAUGGGUUAUCUUAAAGAAGAGUGUAUGAUUUGGCUUGCUUUACGUCAACAUAACCCUGUGUGAUAUGGAAUAGAGUGAGGCUAACAACAAGAGGAUGGCAUACAUGACAGAGCAAACAUAGGAUAAAAACAGUCUAGACAACACAAAAUUCAAUACCAUUACCUUUGAAUCCUGA
Molecule: messenger RNA, 585 nt
Organism: Botrytis sinoallii
Lineage: Eukaryota; Fungi; Ascomycota; Leotiomycetes; Helotiales; Sclerotiniaceae
Exons: 2
Coding region: 1-252 (83 amino acids)
Source: RefSeq, a predicted model, not a curated record